Molecule: messenger RNA, 1580 nt
Organism: Armigeres subalbatus
Lineage: Eukaryota; Metazoa; Arthropoda; Insecta; Diptera; Culicidae
Exons: 2
Coding region: 81-995 (304 amino acids)
Biological process (GO): DNA replication, removal of RNA primer
Molecular function (GO): nucleic acid binding; RNA-DNA hybrid ribonuclease activity
Source: RefSeq, a predicted model, not a curated record
GCUUCCUCUCAGCAGCUGAUUGCCACCUGAUCAAAUUGGAACGAAUUCAAUAUCGUUGUUUGCGUAUUGCCCUUGGCUGUAUGCAUUCAACGCAUAACAUGAGCCUGGAGGUGCUUGCUGGAGUCACUCCUUUAAAGCACCGUUACUGGGAGCUCUCACUUAGAAUACUGAUCAAAUGUGGAACAAGUAACACACUUGUAUUAGAAAACUUCGAUAAUAUGCUUGAACUGGUUCAUCGUUCAAGGUACCUGCGAGUCUAUCUCAACUACAUAUCGUCAGAUCUCUGUCUUCCAUGUUAUAAUCCACCUCGAGUUCACUUCGUCAACGACAGUUCCUCAAUUGAAUACGAUCUGUCCAUGAAACACGCUAUUCAAGGAAUACCAGAUCAUCUUCGACAAAUAUCUAUCCCUUCCAUUUUUUCUGAAAAAUAUGAACAUGUCAAUUGCAAUAACAGAUAUUUCACUGAUGGUUCUCGCAUUAACGGAUCCACUGGCUUCGGUGUUUUCAACGUAAGUUCAACCACCUUCCGAAAACUUCAGGAACCGUGUUCGGUUUAUGUUGCUGAGCUGGCAGCAAUUAAUUUCGCUUUGGGGAUAAUUUCCAAUCAGCCCGUAGACCAUUAUUUCAUCUUCUCGGAUAGUCUUAGUUCUAUCGAGGCACUCCGGUCGAUGAAAUCUGUUAAGCACGCAUCUUACUUUCUUACAACUAUAAGAGAGCAGAUGCGUGAUUUGGUCGAAAGAUCAUUCAAGAUUACCUUUGUAUGGGUCCCAUCCCAUUGCCUAAUCUAUGGCAAUGAGAAGGCGGACUCGCUAGCAAAGGUGGGCGCACAGGAAGGUGAAGUUUAUGAUAGACAAAUCUCGAAUAACGAGUUUUUCCCAUUAGUCCGUCAGAGUACUCUUCAAAAUUGGCAAAUGAUUUGGUCACACAAUGAACUUGGACGGUGGCUAUUUUCCAUAGUUCCUAAAGUUUCUGCGCGAGCGUGGUUCAGAGAAUAAACCUGGUCGAGAGCAACCUAUGUAGGUGCGGAGCCGGUUACGAUGACAUCGAUCACGUAGUUUGGUAUUGCUCGGAAAAUGACGCCUCCAGAGAGCAACUAUUGGAUACCCUUGUGGCCCGAGGUAAACAACCCUUCCGGGAUAUAAGAGGUGUUUUGGGAGAUCGCGAUGUGAUAUAUAUGCAGGCCAUCUAUGCCUUCCUUUGCUUGGCUGACAUCAAAGUUUAAUGCCUAUAUUCUUCUCUUUCUCAGUUUUUUUUCUUGUCCGAUUCUGUUUCUCUGUAUCAUGUACCCCGAAGCUCUGGCCAUCCGGAAGAUGCUCCCUGACGAACCAAAAUCGAGCACGACGCCACGCAAAAUCGUUUUCAACGUUCAACGUCAAAUGCCCGGAUGAGCAGCUGAAAUAACCUAAGCCCAAAUCCCUACCCCGUCCGUCCUGUAUUAAGUUUUUUAACCUUGAGUCGCCACGAGUAUUAUGGUCUAUGUCCCCUCCCAACUAACUGUUAAGAUAAGAUGAUAUACCAUGUAAAAAUAUCAUACUUGAGAAUUGCGGCUCCGCAAAGUGUCACACACGACUGAGCCUACC